AUGGAGGAGGACGCGGCCGCGGCGGUAGCUGCGGCGGCGCCCGACUCGUGGGAGACGGCCGACCUCGACGGGGCCAUGAGCCGCCUGCUCCUCUCCUCCUCCUCGGCCUCACCCACCGCGCGAAGGGUCUCCUCCUCGCCCGACCUCGCCGACGACCGCCAGGCGCAGCAGGAGCAGGAGCAGGACCCCGCGCGCGGGGACGAUCCGCCCGCGCAGGUCGACCACUUCCUCCGCGAGGCCCUCGAGAAGCCCCGCGAGCGCCUCCAAGUGCUGCGGAUGGAGCAAGACAUUCUCAAGUUCCUUCGUGACCCCGGGCAGACGCAGUUUGAGUUCCAGGGCCUUCCGACUUCGUACCUGCGUCUCGCUGCGCACCGUCUGGCACAGCAUUAUUUCCUGAUAUCAAUCGCCCUGCCGGAUAACAGCCUGCCUGAUGGAACCAGCUCUCGGAUCAUCCUUCGCAAAACGUCGGCGGAGUGCCGAUUGCCUGCCGUCCGCCUAGCUGAUAUUCCUGUUAAUCUCCCUCAAGAAGAGAGCAGCGCUGUGGCCACCAAAGUAGCUAUUAAGCAAAGGCCGCAGAAGAAUCAGCACGGCGGCGCAGGCGCAGGUGCCAACUCUAACAGAGGCAACCUUCAGAAAAGCGUCGAGGAGAGGAAAGAGGAAUACAACAGGGCACGUGCUCGCAUAUUUAACAGCAGUAGUGGUAGCACUAGUCCGGUUGAUGGAAGACCAGCUGAUGAGGUGGUUUUGCCCAACACCCUACAUAGGUCCACUUCCUUGGAGUUGAACUCAAACACCAGGUUCGGUGAAUUGACUGAAGCUACCCUCGAAAGGAGUUUGACUAGCACUGCAUCUAGCAGCAGAUCAAAUAAUAGAAGCAGGAUUGACAAGGAGCCUCCAGUCAAUAGGGGCAGGCAAGGCAAUAGGGUGGCGAUAUUUCGAGACCGUGACUCUGAUCGCAAGGAUCCUGAUUAUGACAGAAGCUAUGACAGGUAUAUGCAAAGAUUUGAUCCUGGAUUUGGAUUUAAUGGCGGCGCGUACACCAUUCAACCUCUGUAUGCUCCUGCUGUUACCUACAACACUGAGUUCCCCCAGCUUGGGUCACCUCAAAUGUCUCCUGUUCCUGUUGAACAGCAGCAGCCUCAUCCAAUGGCUCAGCACAUGCCUGGGCCCUGGUCGCCGGCUCAAUCACCUAAUGCAGUUGGCUACAGGCCUCCAGAUGGUGUUAUGCCACCCUACAGUCCUGGUCAAGCUGGUGCUCCUGUCAGGUCUUCUGUUUUCAUGCAUGCUUCCCAGCAAUAUGCCAUGCCUUCACGCCCAGCUGCCCGACUGGAGCACCAGGCCGGGCGCUCGUAUUGCGUCUGGCUGAAGCCGCACCGGUCUGAAGCUGCGUGGCUCGAGCUGGAGCGGGGAGGCAAGCUGCAUCGACUGCCACCCUUGCUCUCAGGGUCUGCAGGGAACUGCCGCUGA
Molecule: messenger RNA, 1467 nt
Organism: Triticum turgidum subsp. durum (durum wheat)
Lineage: Eukaryota; Viridiplantae; Streptophyta; Magnoliopsida; Poales; Poaceae
Source: the annotation of a GenBank genome assembly